Molecule: messenger RNA, 516 nt
Organism: Dendrobium catenatum
Lineage: Eukaryota; Viridiplantae; Streptophyta; Magnoliopsida; Asparagales; Orchidaceae
Product: ubiquitin carboxyl-terminal hydrolase 16-like
Exons: 2
Coding region: 148-477 (109 amino acids)
Source: RefSeq, a predicted model, not a curated record
AUUUACGGGAGCCGUUAGAUUGGGAACAAGCACGCGGGAGGGAUUCCGCGGUAGACGUGGAUGCACUUUAGCCGGAGCGGAAUCUAUGAGGUCUUCGGCGGGGUUUUUGGUGGCAAAGGCGGUGCAGUGGCGACGGACGGAGAAUAGAUGUCCUACUGGUGGGAUCGUGGUUUGGGUGGUGCGGUGCUCUUGUUGUGCUUCGUCUUGUUUCCGGCAAUCGCGCUGGUGGUUCGUUGGAAAUUGAGGCUCGCGGAUGCAAAGCUGACGGAGAUCAUACGCCUUGUGAGGUUCGCAGCGGCCGAGGCGGAGAGGGCCGAGAUGGAGGCAGCUGUAUUCGCCUCAGCGUCGAACCCGCCAGCCUCGGUUGUUAUCGUAGGCGGAGCUGUGAUGUCGAAUUGUGCCGUUUGUCAUAACCCCACCACCAGCCGUUGCGCACGAUGCAAGGUCGUCAAGUACUGGUUCUGGGAAAGGGAAUGAAGUCUUGGAUUAGCAAUCCUGUGUCUGAUCUGAGAUUAG